CGCUUUAUUUAUUUGUGUAAAUCUGAAUGUUCUCCCCCUUUCUCAAAAGAAGGAAAUUUGCACGGCAUCGUUUCCACAUCAGUAAACCACUUAACUCUCAAGCGCGGCCACUUCAUUCUCUUCAGUCUUCCCCUCCAAAUCGGCCACCACCUUACCACCUGUUGCCCUCACGCAUCAAGAAGCACGUUGACCGUAUACACUUCCAGGUUUCUCAGCAUGGUGUAAAGGUUACCACUGUCAGGUUCUCCUCAGAAUAUUCACUCGAUUGUCAAUCAAAGAACAGACUGAACGACAACGUGUCAGCCCCACUAAAAUUCCCAAACGACACCGUCUUAGUCUUUCAACUGUUUACACUAGCAUCGCCGGCCUUUUUCUCUACACAAGAAAAGCUCGUGUUCUUGCUCUCCUCUUUUCGCCUUUUUUAUGAGAGCGUAUGUCGUUUCGACAUUUUUACAUUAAUCUCUCAAUUUCCGAGACUAAUCAAUUCUCAUGUUUUCUUGCCUCUUCUAAGGUUUAUUAUUUUCCUUUGUUUUCUCUCAAACCAAACAACAACUAUAAAAAUAAAUUAUGACAAAAAAGUAAAUAAAAUAAUAAAAAAUCGAAUCCGUACAUCACUUAACUGUCUCUUCUCUAGUUCCGACUUCGGAAUCGGAGCGAGAUCUUUGAUAUCUUAUGCCUACUUUUUUGUUUGAGAUGAUCGAGGUUUUGUUGUAAUGUUCGUUGAGUUUCCUAUCAAAGAACGGCUAAAAUCGACAUCGUUUCAAAAAUGCAUUUCACUAAGCUCGAUGAUUCCCCUAUGUUUCGCAAGCAGAUACAGGGCCUGGAGGAAAGUGCAGAAUCAUUAAGGGAGAGAAGUUUAAGAUUUUACAAAGGAUGUCGAAAAUACACGGAAGGACUUGGGGAAGGAUAUGAUGGAGACAUUGCUUUUGCAAGUGCCUUGGAAACUUUUGGUGGAGGGCAUAAUGAUCCUAUUAGUGUUGCUUUUGGAGGACCUGUCAUGACCAAAUUUACCAUUGCCUUGAGAGAAAUUGGGACGUACAAGGAAGUACUUCGAUCCCAGGUUGAGCACAUGCUAAAUGAUCGACUGUUACAAUUUGUCGAUUUUGAUUUACAUGAGGUCAAGGAAGUGAGGAAGCGUUUUGACAAGGCUAGCCUUUUGUAUGACCAGGCGCGUGAGAAGUUUUUGUCACUGAGAAAAGGAACAAAAACUGAUGUUGCCACUGUUUUAGAGGAGGAGCUUCAUCAUGCAAGGUCUACAUUUGAGCAAGAGCGAUUUGGCCUAGUGACUGCCCUUUCUAAUGUUGAAGCAAAGAAGAGGUUUGAAUUUCUGGAAGCAGUCAGUGGAACAAUGGAUGCGCAUCUUCGAUACUUCAAACAGGGAUACGAGUUAUUGCAUCAGAUGGAGCCAUAUAUAAAUCAGGUGUUGACUUAUGCUCAGCAGUCAAGAGAAAGGUCCAAUUAUGAGCAGGCAGCUCUUAAUGAAAGGAUGCAAGAAUUCAAAAGGCAGAUUGACCGAGAGAGUAGGUGGUCUUCCAAUGGUUCUAAUGGAUCUCCUAAUGGAGAUGGUAUACAAGCCAUUGGUAGAAGUUCACAUAAAAUGAUAGAGGCAGUUAUGCAAUCUGCUGCGAAGGGAAAGGUUCAAACUAUCCGACAAGGUUAUCUGUCAAAGCGGUCCUCAAACUUGAGAGGAGAUUGGAAAAGAAGAUUUUUUGUUCUUGAUAGCCGAGGAAUGUUGUAUUACUAUCGCAAGCAGUGCACCAAAUCAUCUGGUUCUGGCAGUCAACUUGCUGGUCAGAGGAAUAGUUCUGAGCUUGGAUCUGGAUUGCUGAGUCGAUGGCUUUCUUCUCAUCAUCAUGGUGGAUUACAUGAUGAGAAAUCUGUCGCUCAUCACACAGUGAACCUUCUUACCUCAACGAUCAAAGUUGAUACUGAUCAAUCAGAUCUUAGGUUCUGUUUCAGGAUCAUUUCACCAACCAAGAACUACACUUUGCAGGCAGAGAGUGCACUGGAUCAGAUGGACUGGAUUGAAAAGAUUACUGGGGUUAUUGCUUCAUUACUUAGUUCUCAGACUCCUGAGAGGUGUCUGCCCACUAGUCCCAUGGGAAGUGGCCAUCACCGUUCUGGCAGUGAGAGUAGUUCAUUUGAAAGUUCUGACCUUGAUCAUGCUGCUAUUGAAGAAUAUACUUCUGAGAGGAACCUUGCAACUACACAUCAUGAACGACAUUCAAGGGGUUCACUACAUCAGCGUUCUUGUGUAAAGAGUGAGAAACCAAUUGAUGUGUUGCGAAGAGUGUGUGGAAAUGAUAAAUGUGCUGAUUGUGGUGCCUCAGAACCUGAUUGGGCUUCUUUGAAUCUUGGUGUUCUUGUUUGUAUUGAAUGCUCUGGUGUUCACCGAAAUCUUGGUGUACACAUAUCAAAGGUUAGAUCGCUGACCCUUGAUGUGAAAGUGUGGGAGCCAUCAGUUAUAUGUUUAUUUCAGUCUCUGGGCAAUGCCUUUGCAAACUCAGUCUGGGAGGAAUUAUUGCAAUCAAGAAAUGCAUUCCAUGUUGAUCUUAACCCCACAAGCUCAUACAAGUCUGAUAAACCGCAAUUACUUAUUUUGGGCAAACCUAGUGCCUCUGAUUCUAUAUCAGUGAAGGAGAAGUUCAUUCAUGCCAAGUAUGCGGAAAAGCUUUUUGUUCACAAACCAAAAGACAAUCACUAUUCCCACAGUGUGGCACAACAGAUCUGGGAGGGUGUUCGUGCUAAUGAUAAGAAAGCUGUAUACCGUCACAUAGUUAAUAGUGAAGCAGAUGUGAAUUCUGUGUAUGAGGGGUCAUGCAAUCCUUCCUUAACGCUUGCCAAGGCAAUGCUACUGAACGAGCAGACAAGCCUUGAACACAGCUUCAGAUGCUUAACAGGGACUUCAUCAGACAGAUCUUUGUCAGGCUCAGUGAAUUUGGGCAGUACAAGUGAAGGUCAAACCAUAGAUGAUCUAGAUGGUUGCACCCUGCUCCAUCUAGCUUGUGAAACUGCAGACAUUGGCAUGCUAGAACUCUUAUUACAGUAUGGUGCAAAUAGUAAUGCAACUGAUUCAAGAGGUCAAGUGCCACUGCACCGUUGUAUACUCCGAGGCAGACCCCAAUUUGCUAGACUGCUUCUUAUGAGAGGUGCUGAUCCACGGGCUGUUAAUGGGAAAGGUAAGAGUCCACUUGAUCUUGCUGUAGAGUCAAACUUCAAGGACACCGAUGUGCUUGCAGUGUUAUCAGAUUGGAACGUGUAAAAUUUCCUGUCCAAUCAAAGGAAUUAGUUUUGUAUAGUUUUAUAUUUGAUGGAAGAAUGAAUUUGAGAUUAUUUAAUUUUGGGUUAGAGGAGGUGUGGGAGUGAAAAUGUGAGUGGUCAAUUGAAUAAUUGGCUUUAUUUAUAUGAGUUGAGAGAUGAGAUGUAUAAGGUAUGGUCAUGGUGUGUUUUUAUUUAAUGAGUUGGAUUUUAUUUAAAUUUUUUUUCCUUGGUGGGUGGAGAUGUGAUGUGAGGGUGUAGUCUAGGGCAUUGUGUAUUGGUGUUGUACAUGGGUAUUUUAGUAAAUUUGUAUUUUUGCCUGCAAA
Mangifera indica (mango) is the source of this 3584-nucleotide messenger RNA. RefSeq names its product ADP-ribosylation factor GTPase-activating protein AGD3-like. The coding region runs from base 767 to 3262 and encodes 831 amino acids. Gene Ontology annotation, cellular component: cytoplasm. Gene Ontology annotation, molecular function: GTPase activator activity; protein binding. The record is from RefSeq and is a predicted model, not a curated record. The transcript has 19 exons. Lineage: Eukaryota; Viridiplantae; Streptophyta; Magnoliopsida; Sapindales; Anacardiaceae.